Molecule: messenger RNA, 774 nt
Organism: Fusarium vanettenii 77-13-4
Lineage: Eukaryota; Fungi; Ascomycota; Sordariomycetes; Hypocreales; Nectriaceae
Exons: 3
Coding region: 1-774 (257 amino acids)
Source: RefSeq, a predicted model, not a curated record
AUGGCCGCCGACGAGGCCCCCAGCGACCCGGAUCCCACAGGCGACAAGACCCCGCCCGCCAUUGAAGAAGAAGAAGAAGAAGAAGAAGAGAAAGCAAACCCAAAUAAGGACCACAAAGGUUCCAUGCUGCCUCGAUUCAUCUACGACACCUCUUCAGUUACGGAACGCCUUAUGCGACGAGCUGAUGCCGACGCCAACAAGGACUCCGCACGCGAUGGGAAAACUAGCAAAGGGAUUGAUCCAAACAACACCAAAGCCAAGGACAGCGACCGCGAAGAAUCCAAUCAGAAAUCAAAUAUGUUUCUUGCUCCUCCCUUUACAUUUGCUUAUUGGACUGCCUCCGUCGACCCAUUUCCUCAGUCUGCACCACGUCCUGGCUGGGCCCCAUUCAAGUCUUCCAUUCUCGAGUUCACGCCUACCAUGAGCUCCCAAGUUGUUUCUUCCAACACGACCUCCGGCAGCCCGUGCAAGAACAAUUACAAGGACAGGAGCAGCAACAACAACGACAACUACACUAGCACCAAAAGAAAAGUCUUCGAACAAAUUGCUUUCAGGGCCUUUGAGGGGUCUAGGGGAUCUACGGCUGAGCUACAAGUCAUUAAUACACAGUUGAUGGAAGAUGCACAGCCAUCGCUAGAUGCUCAAUACCAUCCAUUUCACCAUGUGCAGUCUCAAGUCGAUGGCUUCUACUGCCUGAACAAUCGGAUUAGUUGCUCAAGUAGUAAGGGAGAGAAAAAUGCUGAAGCCAGACCGCAACAUUCCAGUUAUCUUUGA